Molecule: messenger RNA, 11634 nt
Organism: Copidosoma floridanum
Lineage: Eukaryota; Metazoa; Arthropoda; Insecta; Hymenoptera; Encyrtidae
Product: dynein axonemal heavy chain 7
Biological process (GO): microtubule-based movement
Cellular component (GO): dynein complex
Molecular function (GO): dynein light intermediate chain binding; ATP binding; minus-end-directed microtubule motor activity
Source: RefSeq, a predicted model, not a curated record
AUGGAUUUCGCCAAGAGCGAGCACCUCGAGAGGAACCCCCUGCAAAAGUUUCGCGCCCAAGCCAUGAGGUUCGUCAAGCCGAGGCCAACUCCCCAGACAAGCAAUAAUAAGUUGACCGACAAGUGGAGAGCCAGUGUCCAUCGGAUCUCAAAGACCCUCUACCAGGAGGAGCUCAUCAAGUUGGCAAAGUCCAUCCACGUGCAGGGCCUGCUGUCCGAGUGGGAGGAAAACAUCCUGAAACUGAUUCCCAGGACCUCCAAGAGAAAGCACAUCAUGUUCCUGAUGGGCGUCAUGAAGGAGGUCAGGCAGGACUACCUGCGGGAGAUGCAAGAUUUGAGCGCCCGCAGUAUCGUGCGCGUCGCCAACGGCAGCGAGCCCAUCAGUGCCGAAUCGCCGAAAGCAAUCAGGAGAGCCUCGACCGAGGAUUUCGGCCUAACUUUUCACGCGAAUCGCAAACUCCUGAACAAGAGGUACCUCCUGUCCCACCGGCUGAUCAGGAGCAUCGCCAACAUCAUGCACUACAAUCUUCCACGGAGUUUCAUCAAUUUCGAUAAGUACAAGGCUGUCGAGGGCGCGCACGUGUCGAGGCUGAGCGACAUGAUGAACGGGGACGUGCAGCGUUGCGGCGUGAUCGUGCAAAACCAGUGUUACAACGAGAUAGUGAAGCACAUGCUGCAGAUGACGCACCUGAAGGACGACAGGAGGCUGCCGAGGUUGUUGCACUGCGCGGAGAGCUUCAUGGCCCAGCAGAUCUUGAACAGCAUGAUGAAGAGCAUCGACGGGCUGAUCGACGCGCUGAGGGGCCCCGGUGGUUGUUGGGCGCGCUUGAAGUUGACGCUGUUGUGCAGGAACGACGGAAUAGAACUCGAGCCGAGCAUCGACGAUGUGUUCGCGGCGUACCACCGGGUCGUGGACGGCGUAGGUAGCGUAGCCCAGGAACUAGUGCCCCUGGGCGAGUGGCUCAAAGUGAUGGAUGACGGCAAAAGGAGGUACAUCAAGGUAGCUUUGCCGGCGUGGUUUUUGAAGAGGGCUCACGAGGAUCUGCAAGAGGUGCUCGAGGGGUGUUUCCAGUCGUUGCACGAGCACCACGAGUUCGCGAGUGCGCGCUUCAAUUUGUUGUGCUCGAGCAAGACUAGGAGACAGAUUAACCGGCUGAUAGCUAGUAGGAGGAACUUUGAUGUUUACUGCGCGGAGGUGCGCAAGUUCAACGGGUACUUGAAAGAGGUCGCGGACUUGGCCCCGAGCGUGUACUAUGACUUCGGGACGUUGGACCAGUCGGUGGCGAUAUGCGAUUUGAAGCAGAACGCGUCCGAAAUCAUCGGUAUCCUCGUCGGUGUACUGCUCGACAAUCAUCAGGAAUUGAAUCGGAGUAUUUGCGCGGAGUUUGAGAAUCUGGAGAGCAGAGCCCUGGCGAUCCCCGAUGACACGAAAUCGUUGUUCGAGCUUACCGAUUACGUGUCUCACGCUUCGAAAGUUUUGGUGAAGGAGUUGGAGGAGAAGAUACGGCGCUCGGUGGGCAUGUUGUCGUCGCUGCUGGAACUAGCCGUGUUGUCCAACGAGCACGUAGAAUUGAACAGGACCACGAUCAACUGGCUGGAGCUGAUAAAACCUGUCUUCAGUCAGCACAACAUAUUUUGCGAAGCGAAGAAAGGCGAGUUGGAGGACGAGCUUCAGAAGAAGGUCAAUACUCUGAACGGGGAAGUGGACGCGAUUUUUCCCGAAUUGGUCAUUAUUAAUGACAUGGACGAUGCCAACAGGAUUCUCGAGUACAAGGAAUUUCUGAUUUCUAUUUUAAAAAAGAUAAGUCUGCUGGACAAUCAUAUUUCGGGGAUAAACAACGAGGAGAAGCUUUUCAAGUUUCCAGAGACGACGUUUCCCAAAGUCGACGAGGUCAAGGAAGUCAUGAGUUCGUUUUGUUCGUUGAUACACGUGAUUUCACAAUGGCAAAGGAAUUACGGCGUUUGGAUGGACGGGCCAUUCGAGUAUUUGGACGCACAGUUGAUCAGAGAGAAAACGGACAGCUACUUCAACAAGAUUACGGAGAUGCACAGGGCGUACAAAGUGAAGAUUAAGUCGGAUCUGACGUCGAAUAAGCCGUUCAAGUUCUCUGGGAUUGUCGACGAUCCAGAUCCGAUGCAACAGCCGGCUCCGUUGAAACUGUGCUGGCAAGCUCUACGGGAUUUAAGCGAGUUUAAAAAGUAUGUUCCGUUGGCGAUUUGCAUGUGCAACCCUGCACUGGAAAAACGUCACUGGGACGAGAUGUCCAGCAUAGCUGGUAUCAAUUUGUUGCCCAAUGCUGGUACAACUUUGAGAAAAAUGAUCGAUAUCGAUUUGUUGAGGGAUUAUGAUAAGUACCAUGUCAUCAGCUUAGGAGCCAACAAAGAAUUAGCUUUGAGCCGGUUGUUGAAUUCGAUGAUCGGCAAGUGGAGUAGCGUUAGUUUUUCAAUGACCGUUGACGAAGCAUCGAAUUUUCCAGUUUUUGCCGAUGAAGAUCAAAUAGAAAUUCUACUCGAAGAACAUUUCGUGGAAAUUAAAAAGAUGAGAGCGUCUUACUUCAUUGCGCCCAUCGAAACGAAAAUAGUUGAUUUUUAUAAAAAAUUGUGCUGUGUCCGCGAUACGAUAGAAUUGUGGAAUGCUGUGCAAGAACAGUGUACGUACUUGAAUCCGUUUUUCAUUCAUCAAACUGUACAGAGUAAUCUUGCAACGGCAGUCGAGUUGUAUAAUUUUGUGGUUUUUAUGCUGAAAUCCAUCAAGGAAGCUGUCGCGUCGACGCCGACUUUUGAUUUUAUAACGCAAACCUCGAGUGCACUGGACAAACUUAAAGAAGGAAUGUAUGCUGCCGAGCUGAUAAGAGGAAAAGUGCGCAGUUACCUUGAUGGACUAAGACUUUCGUUCAAUCGAUUUUUUUUCGUGUCAGAUGGUGAAAUGAUGAAACUUUUAUUCGAGCAUCAGUGUGUUACUGAAGCAAAUUCUCAUUUGCAAAAGUGUUUUCCUAAUGUAGUGCAAGUAAAAAUGGAUCAACAAAGUAAUAUAGUUUCGAUCGUGGGAGAAGAUGGCGAGGAAUUAAAGUUGGAGAAUGUAGUUUCAGUCGUGUCUAAUGUUGGCUCUGUAACUGAUUGGCUAGUGACUUUGGACAAGGAAAUCGGUUGUACAAUUAAAUACAAGAUUGUUAAAUCUUUAGAGGUUUUUAACGAUGAAGUGUCUCUGUCGUGUAUAUCGAGUAAUCCUGCCAUGGUGACCUUUUGCACGUGGCAAAUCAUUUGGACGUCGCAAAUCCACAAUUGUUUCAUACUUUCCAACUCGGAGGCCUUAAAAGUUUGUCGCAAUAAAUUCAACGAGUACAAAGAAAGUGCUCGGCAGCUCUUAAAACUUAGUCUGAGUAGAAAAGAUCGAGAAACCGUUACCUCUUUAAUUGUCCUUCUGAUUCAUCAAGAAGAAGUAAUUAAUUUGCUUGUUGAGAAAAAGGUGCACGAUGACGCAGAUUUCGAUUGGAAAGCUCAAGUUCGUUAUUACUGUCAAGACGAACAAGUCAAAGUCUUUAUCAUAAACACUUGCAUUAACUACGCUUACGAAUACUACAGUAGUAAUCAGAAAAUAUUGGUCAACACGCCGCUGACAGAGAGAUGCUACAGAAGUUUGAUGGAAGCAGCAAAUCAAAAUUAUUACGGGAAAAUCGUUGGCUUCUCGGGUACCGGAAAAACUGAAACGAUUAAAAACUUGGCCAGAACAUUGGCUAAGCCAAUGUUUGUAUUUCAAGGAGAUGACAGGCAAGAUUACAACUGCAUGAUCAAUGCGUUUAAAGGACUGGUGACGUUAGACGUGUGGGUGUUUUUAAAAAAUUUUACAACGAUAAAAGAAGAAGUACUGUCCGUCAUUGCGCAAUACAUUUUCCGGAUUUUUCAAACCAAAAUUAUGAAUUUAACCACCAUAAACAUCGACGGAGCUCAUCUUGACUUUAAUCCAAACAGCCAUUUGAGUAUAAGUGUGAACCCAACGAUACCAAAACUGUUUAACUUACCGGACAAUUUGAGGCUACAUUUUAGAACAGUUUGUUUCAUGAAUCCAGACGCAGAAAAGAUUUGUCAAAUCGAACUGUUCGCCGCAGGAUUCGACGAUGCUAAGAAUUUAGCGACGGCAAUAAACGAAGUUUACGAUCUUUGUAAUGAUCUGAUGUCUUCCCGUAAAACCUACAAUUUGAAAUUAAGAAGCAUGAAAUGCGUUGUCGCGAGAGCAGCUCAAUUGAAAUUUGCAUCCCCAGACGAGGAUGAACAAACCUUACUUUUUCGAUCGUUGAUUGAUGUAAACAUUCCCCAAUUGGCUGCCAACGACAUCGUCAUCUUUCGAAAUGUAUUAAGUACAAUAUUUCCAGGAGCAGUGCUACCUCCUCCUAAUCACGACAAUCUUUUAGAAGCGGUGAAAAAAAUCUGUGCGGACGAACACUUGAGUAAUCACGACGUAUUAAAGUCAAAGGUAGCUCAAUUGUACGAAAUGUUGAAUGUUAGAAGGGCAAUCAUUCUCGUUGGGGACGCUUGUAGCGGAAAAUCGACUAUUUUACGCGUCCUCAAAGAGGCCUUAACGCUUUUGCACAACCAAGACAAUCAAGACGACAAUUUCGUGGUGAGCUGUGAAGUAGUCAACGCCGGGGCUUUGAGUGUCGAUAGAUUGUACGGGUAUACUGACAAAGGAACUGGCAAGUGGAUCGACGGAGUUUGUGCCAGUGCGCUUCGUCGUCUGGUAGAAAAGGACAAUUCUGAAUGCAAAUGGUUGAUAUUCGAUGGGAAUCUAAGUGGUUCGUGGACCGAAAAGUUGGAAACAGUUCUUGAUGAUGAUAAAACGUUAUUUUUAACUUCGUACGAGCGAAUAGUAUUAAGUAAAGAGGUACACAUAUUUUUCGAAACAUCGACUUUGCAAGACGCUUUACCUUCGACAAUCUCCCGGUGUGGUGUUGUUCACUUAGAUUCUCGGGCAAUAGGCUGGAGACCUUUUUUAUUAGCCGACAUUAUAAGCGUGGAACAAUUUUGCGGACACGAAAAACAAAUUUACGCGUUGUUCGACUGGACCGUGGACCCAUGCUUGGAAUUCAUGCGCAAUAAUCGUUGUACAGUUGGCUUGGCGUUAACCGAUUUGCACCUGGUCAUGUCGACCCUGGAUUUGUUCAAGAUGUACAUGAAUUUAGCGUUCGAAGAUAAUUUAGACAGAAAAGAAAAAGACUACAUCGCAGUGUGGUCCCAAGCGGCCGUUAUAAUGGCCAUUAAUUGGGCACUGGCAGGAACUCUAGAUUUCGAGUCGAAAGUAAGAUUCGAAGAAUUUUUUGCGGCCUUAUGGAACAACUUGAACGAGCGUUAUCCUCGUCCGCCCGAAAUAAAACAAUUGGAAGUAGCGCUGCCCACCGAAGGUAGACUACAGGACAACGUUUACGUAUUCAAGGGAGCCGGCAACUGGAAAAACUGCGGGGACAUCCUUAAAACGGAAAAAAUCCAAGAGGACGUAUCAUUUCAAGAAAUUUUCAUACCCACGAUCGACAGUUUGAAGCUAUCCAUGAUUCUCAACUUGCACCUCAAAAAUCGCAAGCCGUUUAUCUUAUGUGGGCAAAGUUCCAGCGGCAAGACCGCUUUCCUUCGAAACUACCACGCCAACGUUUCCACGUUGGAAUACAUUAUGAACUUUUUUAAUUUCGAUUACCUAACAGGGUCGGACAAGGCCCAAGAACUGUUUCUCUCCAAGUUGAAUAAAAUCAAGCACUACGACUACAGACCGUCCAAGAAUAGGUGCUGUGUGCACUUGAUUGACGAUUUCAACGCCAUUCCCGGCAGCGAUGUGGAUUCAAACUCGACAACGGAAUUGAUACGGCAGUACAUGGAUUACGGUUUUUGGUAUGAUAUGAAACGCGUGAAGAAAGUAACCGUGACAAACGUGUUGUUCGGCGCGGCGAUGACCACAGGAAGGGAAAAACUUGGCGCUUGUCCCCGUUUUCUGAGGCACUUCAAUGUAUUCGCCAUGUACGCGCAAACAAAGGACAGCAUGUUUCGAAUUUUUUCGAACAGUCUCACGAUCGGUUUGAAGAACAACUCCUUCGCUCCGGACAUUGCGAGCAGCGUCACUAGCAUCGUCAACGCCACGCUGGAAGUGUACCAAGCCACGGUUCAAGAAUUGCGACCAGUACCGACAAAGCCGCUUUAUUGCUUUUCCAUGAGGGACGUUCAAAGAAUCGUGAACGGUUGCAGCUUGAUUCACAAGGAGUCGGUCGAAAAUAAAGUAACUUUCAUCCGGCUGUGGGCCCACGAAGCUUUUCGCGUACUCACCGAUAGGAUCAACGACAACGAAGACAAGCAAUGGCUGUUCUCGAAAAUACGCGAGUCCGUCAAGAUGUACUUCAAGGACACGUUCGAGUCGGUGUUCGACAAUCUGCCAAAGUACGGGGACAACGAGCUGACGUUGGACAGUUUUCAAAAUCUCGCUUUUGGCAAUUUCGUGGAUUUGUACAAAAGCAAACGAAGGUACGAAGAAAUCAGUUCGUUCGAGCAGUUAAAGAACAAGUGUUUGCAAUACUUGGGGGAAUUCAACGAGAGCAAUGAUAAAAAGCUCGACAUGGUAGUCACGUGCCACGUGCUUCAGCAUUUAGUCAGAAUAUGUCGCGUUCUGGCCACCGCAGGUGGCAGCAUGUUGAUGAUAAGUUCGAGUGGUACCGGGAGGAAAUCGCUUGCGCGAUUAGCUGCUCACAUUCAACGACAACAUUUGUUCGAACCAACGAUGGACACGGAAUACAACGAAACUUGUUGGAGAAACGACAUUAAAGCCAUGUUGCUGGACUGUGGGACACUAAAGAAAGAUAACGUCUUUUUGAUGAGCGAUCGACAGAUGAGACCGGAAUUCGCAAGGGAUAUUAGCAGUUUGCUGAGUUUUGGGGAAAUUCCUAUGUUGUUUUCCGAUGACGAGCAAAGGGAUAUCAUAAAAAAAGUGCGACUCGAUGCCCAAAACGGAAACAGAAAUUUAGAACUUAAAAUGUCGAGUAUUUUCGAUUACUUUUUGUACCAGUGCAAGCAAAAGUUACACGUUAUUUUGAACGUAGGGCUCACGCGAAAAAAUUCACUAGACUACUUGCACAAGUAUCCCGCGUUGAUCGACAAAUGCACGAUCAACUGGCUGGACCCUUGGCCAGAAAAAGCACUGGAACAAGUGGCUACUUGGUACACAAGAGACACAAGUAUUCAAGAUUCCGUGAAGCAACAACUAAUACUCGCCAGUAAACAUUGUCACGGUAGAAUGAGGCAGAUAAGCACGAGUUAUUACGAAGAAACGGGAAUAAUGUCACACGUAACGCCCGUGAGUUUCGCGCGUACGAUCAAGCUAUGCGUGAAAAUAAUCUCUGAUAAACAAAGGGAGAUCAAAGCAACGAGAAAACGAUAUCUGAGUGGAUUGGACAAGUUGCAGCUGGCAGCUCGCGAAGUGGCACAGAUGAAAAACACGUUGACGAAACUCAGGCCGCAACUGGAAGCGUCGGCUCGAGAAACCGAGGAAACAAUGAAGGAAAUCGAGAACGAGAACUUGAGCGUGGAAAAGACAACUGUUCUCGUUAAGCGGGACGAAGAGGUGGCUAACAAAAAGGCUGAGAUAGCCGGUAUUUUGAGGACAGAGUGCGAAUCCGAACUUGCCGUUGCCAUACCCAUUUUGGAGGAUGCCAUUGCUGCUCUGAACACCCUCAAGCCCACGGACAUCACGUUGGUCAAGGCAAUGAAAAAUCCCCCCGACACCGUCAAACUCGUCAUGGCUGCAGUUUGCGUGAUGCUGGGCGUGCCGUCCGAAAGGGUCAUAGAUUCCGUAACCGGCAGAAAAACCAUGGACUACUGGGGUCCCAGCAAACGAGUCUUAGGUGACAUGAAUUUCCUGCAAAACCUCAAGGAUUACGACAAGGACAACAUAUCCCCGGCAAUCAUGGCCACGAUCAAGAAAACGUACAUGUCGGACAAGAACUUUAUGCCACACAUAGUCGCUAAAGCGUCCAGUGCUGCCGAGGGAUUGUGCAAAUGGGUCCGGGCCAUGGUCUCUUACGACGAGGUGGCAAAAGUUGUGGCGCCGAAGAAGGAAAAACUCGCGGCAGCUCAAAAAGAGUGCGACGAGACGGAAGCUUUUUUGAACGCCAAACGUAAUACCUUAGCCGAGUUGAACAGAAAAUUGGCAGUGUUGAAAAGUACCCUGCAGGCCACGCUUUUGAAGAAAUUGGAACUGGAAAGGGAAGUGAAGGACUGUACUGUUAAGCUGAAAAAAGCCGAAGGUUUGAUUUCCAGCCUCAGCGGCGAGAAAACCCGAUGGCUGGAUUCGGCCAACAAACUCGGGCGAUCCUACGACAGCUUAGCUGGAGAUGCGUUCAUGUCCAGUACCGUGAUAACAUAUUUAUCAUCGUUUAAUCUGGUGUACCGCGAAAAAGUGAUCACCGAGUGGAAAGAGUUCAUGAAAGUGUACAAUGUUCCGUUUUCAGAUGAUUACGAUUUUAUAGGCUUCCUUGGAAACGAGGUGAAAAUAAACGCGUGGCAAUUGUGUGGUUUGUCGAACAACCGGUUUUCGUUGCAAAACGCAAUAAUCAUGGACAAUUCCCCAUUGUGGUGUUUAUUCGUCGAUCCGCAAGCUCAGGCAAACGAGUGGAUCAGGAACAUGGAGAAACCGAAUAACUUGCAAGUUUUGAAAGUCACAGAUGCGAACCUCAUGAAGUCGAUUCAGCAGCAUGUUGAAUCGGGCAACCCCGUGUUGUUAGAAAAUUUGGAUAAGGAAAUAAGUGUUUCCGUCGAUCCAAUUCUCACUCGAUAUGUGUACGAACUUUCGGAAACUCCGUACAUAAAUCUUGGACGAGAAAACAUGUUGUAUAAGCCGAGUUUUCGAUUUUAUUUUACAACAAGGCACCACAAGCCUUGUUACUCGGCUGACAUAUUUAACAAGGUCACAGUGAUCGACUUCUUGUUGCCCAGCGAUGCUCUGCGAGAUCGGCUUCUGGACAUCGUGAUAUCUCGAGAGAGGCCGGAACUCCAAGAGAAAUUUGAAAAAGUAUUAGCCGAGAAUAUAAACAACAAGAGAAUACUCGAGCAGCAGGAAGACAACAUUUUGCACGUUCUGACGACUUCGUCUACGAAUAUUCUGGAGGACGAAGGAGCCAUCAAGAUAUUGGACUCCUCCAAGAGUUUGGCCGAAGACCUCACGAAGCGUCAACAGGCCACGAGAAUUUCCAAGGAAGAAAUCGAUGCGUUUCGCGAAACUUACGCUCAAUUCACAAAAUAUUGCGCGGACUUGUACAGUACGCUGAACGUACUGCCCAAUCUGAACCACAUGUACAGAUUUUCGCUCGCGUGGUUCACGCAAUUGUACAUCAAAUCCAUCGAAACCUCGAAUCGUAGCGUGAUUCACAAAAAACGCAUCGACUACUUGAAAAUGUCGUCGAUACAAAAUCUCCACCUAAGCGUCCAAAACGCCCUUCUCGACCGGCACAAGCUCAUUUACUCGUUCCUAUUGUGUGCAAAAACUUUGAUGGACACCGAACAAGUUACCGAACAAGAGUUCAACGUCUUUAUGAACUUGGACGGAAAAUAUUUCACCAGAGACAACGCGACAAUCUCUUCCAAUAAUAAUAAUCCAGCGCCCCAGUGGCUGUCCGACAAGUCGUGGAAGGAAGUAUGCAAGAUUAGCAAUUCGCUCGGUGUUUUUCAAAAUUUUGCCAACAGCUUCAGCACGAAUAUUGCCAAGUGGAAGAAAUCAUGCAACUCAAUCGACUGUGAUGACUUUUGCAUUCCCCCGCCUUGGGAUAAUAAACUGACGACCUUUCAAAAGUUGAUUGUCACGCGAAUUUUGUGCCCCGGCAGGAUAAUUGCGAAAAUAACCGAAUUCGUUGAAUCCGUGGUUGGAUAUGGCAACGGUUCGUUCGUCCCAAACAACGUAACGCGUCCGUACGCGGAGUCUAGUUGUUUCACGCCGUUGUUGUUUAUUUUGCCCAGUUAUUCGUCACCUUUCGCAAUCGUCAAUAAAUUGGCCAAAGUCUUAGGAUACUCUGCAAAAUUGCAUGUAUUGUCGAUGGGUCCAUCGCAAGGGCAAAAGGCCGAGUUGUUGAUAGAAAUGGGUAGAAAGAAUGGGGAGUGGGUGUUUUUGCACAAUUGUCAUUUAGCGCUAACUUGGAUGACAAAGUUCGAAAAGAUGUGCGAGGAGUUCACGGUGUCCAAUACGAAUUUGGGCUUCCGUCUUUGGAUGAGCGCUCAAACCGACGACAAGUUUCCAAUAGGUAUUUUACAAAACAGUAUUAAAAUUGCCUUUGACUUUCCGCAAGAUGUAAAGCAAACCUUGACUUGGUCGUACAAGUCCGAGCCGAUAAAGGAUAAGGAUUUUUUCGAAGGUUGUCCUGGGAAAGACAAGACAUUUUCAAAGCUGCUCUACGGGUUUUGUCUUUUUCAUGCUUUUGUCCGGGAAAGACGGCACUUUGGCAGCCAAGGCUGGAAUUUCAAGUGUGACUUUGACGAGUCGGAUUUACAAAUGUCAAUUACACAAUUGAAGAAUUGGAUAAACCAAUGUGACAAAGUUCCUUUCAAAGCUUUGAAUUAUUUUUUAAGCGAAUGCAAUUACGGUGGAAAAAUAAUGGACGUUAGAGAUAAAAUUUAUUUAGACACUUUACUCUUAGAUUUCUGUAACUUUAGAGUUAUAAGCGACUCGAAUUACGACUUUGAUACUGUUUUUGCAUACAGAGUGCCGAAGAGAAUCGAAUACAGAGAUUACUUGAAACACAUUAGAAAUACGAUUCCGGCCAACACGUCACCGGAAGAUGUAGGUCUUGAUAAAAAUGUAGCUUUGCUGAAAAACAAAAACUUCAACAUCAGAGCUGUAGAAGAAAAGUAUCCAAUUAUGGAAUCGGACUCUUUGAACUGCGUUUUAGUUGAAGAAGUAAAAAUGUACAAUAAGUGCCUAAACGUAGUGAGGGACACUUUAAACGAGCUUAAAACAGCUUUAAGUGGACAUUUAGUUUGGUCAGAAAGAAUGGAAGACAUUUCGGAAGAAAUAUUAAAAGAAUCAGUUCCAAAAUCGUGGAAAAUUCACGUUUCCUUGUGUACAAAACAUGUGCUUUCAAAAUUUAUAACAGAUUUGUUAGAACGUGUCAAAUUUAUAAAUAGUUGGAUUGUUAAUGGACAUCCAAAUUUUUACUGGUUUGGUGGGCUUAUGUCUUGUGAAAGACUACUAUCGACCAUGAAAGUUAUUUUUGCUAAACAAAAACAAGUUCCUAUCGAUCAAGUUGGAUUUGAUUUCAGUGUAUUGGACAUAAAAGAACCUUCCGAUAACUUUGAAGUACCAGAAAACACUGUAUGCGUUUAUGGACUUUACAUGGUAGGUGCCAAGUGGAAUGAGCAAAGUAAAUCCAUAAACGAUCCAAAGACAAAAGUUUUUUACAACGAGAUGCCAGUCAUUUCUUUUGAACUGACUCUCAAGAAAAAUAUAAAUUCUGUAAAUAGCUACAAGUGUCCCGUAUAUGUUUCACCAAGUUUACACAAUAGUGAAUGCAACUCCGAAGACUUGUUUGACAAUUACGUGUUGUCGGUUAAUUUGAAAUCUGAUGUUAAUCCAAAAAUAUGGAUCAAACGUGGUGUUGCAUUGUACUGUCAAGUAGAAUAA